Molecule: messenger RNA, 8181 nt
Organism: Hippoglossus stenolepis (Pacific halibut)
Lineage: Eukaryota; Metazoa; Chordata; Actinopteri; Pleuronectiformes; Pleuronectidae
Gene: vps37c
Product: VPS37C subunit of ESCRT-I
Exons: 5
Coding region: 1031-2095 (354 amino acids)
Biological process (GO): ubiquitin-dependent protein catabolic process via the multivesicular body sorting pathway; protein targeting to membrane; protein targeting to vacuole
Cellular component (GO): ESCRT I complex
Source: RefSeq, a predicted model, not a curated record
AUUCAUUGAGUUACAAAUGUAGGUAAAAACCAAUGAAAAACACGAAGGGAUUCAUACUUUAUAACAAGUUGUCAGGUCUGCAGAUAUAGGUAUUACAUAGUAAAAUCAUUUAUCCUCGUUAAAGCGUCAUCAUUACAGUGUUCUACAUCAAUCUACCAGGUCUGCAGUAGUAACUGAUCAUUGCUAAAUAAAGUAUUAACUAUUCAUAGAGUGAUUGAUGACAGUUUAUUGAGCCUUUAUACCUGGAGCCUUGGCUGGUGACAGAUGUUCUACCACUAACACUGAGCAGCAGCUGGAACGUUACCGUCACAUACUGUAGGGGUUUCCCUUAUAUCAGCUGAACACAGGACGGCACCAUCGCCCUGUUGUGUGGGGGCACACGCUGACACAAAACCUCCACAGAUCAAAUAAGUACUCGUAAAUGUGCCAACAAACAGGAAGUAUUUAAAAUGUAUAAAUCAGCAGAUGAUUUGAGUUAACUUGUGCUGUUUUGUAUUUUUUUUGUUUUGAUCGAACACCCCCACAAACCAGGGAGCGUGGAUGGUUCCUAAAAUGGCGGCGGUUUCUGUCAGUGUGGAGUGAAACUUUCUUAUUUUUAGCGAAUAUUAGGCGCUUUUCAGGCUCCCUUUGUCGACUGGGCUCGUGUGUUCAGUGAUAUAACAUUUACCAGGACCCAGGGGCGUGUGGCUGAGGUCGUUCGGGCCGACUGGUGUCACCCUGGGCUCCGUGUUUGAUCGUCAAACCGCCGGGCUUCCCUCGAAGUUGACGGCGGCUGAGUGCCUGGCUGACAUUGCGAUCAUUCCGACUGUUGUUGUCAUCGGAUCGCUCAACGCGGAACCGUCGGCGAACACGAGACGUCUCCGUGUAGCUAGCUAGCCUAUCGGGCCGGCGGAGUGGGUGAGGGCAGGUCUAAGAUCCUGAGGCCGUGUCACGUCAGCUGUCAGUGGACACCGAGGCGCUGUUGGAUGUCACGACGGUGCAGUGUCAGGCGGGAUUUGGUUUGCUAGCAUCGUCCACUCUGGCAAAUCAAAUGGAGAAGCUCCAGGACCUGAGCCAAUCAGAGCUACAGGAGCUCCUGGACAACCCGGAGAGGGUGGAGUCUAUGGCGCUGGAGUCCGACGAGAUCCAGAACAUUCAGCUGGAGCGAGAAAUGGCGCUGGCAUCAAAUCGCAGCCUUGCUGAGCAAAACCUAGACAUGAGGCCUCGUCUGGAGUCACAGAAGGAGGGGCUGGUGGAGAGAUACUCUCAAUUAGAGGCCGUCAGAGACACCUACAGACAGCACUGCUCCCUGAGAGAUGGUAUAGUGGGUCAGGUGUCUCCAGAGGCGUUGUUCUCCAGACUACAGACAGAGGGCGGCAAAACAGAGGAAGAGUCAGAGGCUCUAGCUGAUGAGUUUCUGGAGGGCUCUCUUCCGCUGGACUCCUUCUUUGACCGUUUCCUCUCCCUGCGCUCCCUCGCUCACAAAAGACGAGUACGGAUAGAGAAACUGCAGGAGAUCCUGCGGCAGAGGAGCGAGGGCAAUCCCACAACCAUGACAUCAUCAGCAGGCAUCAGCCAGGAUCCUGCUGCCACGCCCUCACCGUGGAAUCAACAGACGACAACUACAACAACAACAAAUCAGCAGCAGCCGAACUCCAGUUACCAAAACGCAUCUCAGCCGGCCUCCUCAUCUGCAGGGUGCUGCCCCGGCCUACCCUACAGUCCAUAUCCUGUCUCCCCACCCAAUGCCCCCCCUGCAGCAGCGGCAGCAGCCUCUGGCCCAGCCAAUCCACCAUCACAAUUCUCUCCUUACCCAGGUUCCGGCUCACCUUUCGGCCCCCCAGGUAGCUUCUCUGGCCCCAGGCCCACUUUUGGGCCUCCGGCAUCAGCCACCUGCCCUUACCCUACUCAGCCCUCCUUCCCUGCACCACACCCAGGCUCAGCAUUUGGCCAGUACACCCCAAGCCACCCCCAGAGUGGCCCUGCCCCCUACCCGGCCUCCUACAGCUAUGGUGGCUACAGCUACCCUGCAGGGGCCCCCUAUUCCAGUUCUCAGUCACCAACGGGGCGACCCAUCUACAGACCAGGAUAUGGAGUUCCACAGCCAUACUCCUGAAAGCACUACUGCUCCUGUGUCUAAAUUUUUCUUCUCAAUUCUUCCCUUCUUUACUGUCUCCCCCUUAUUUUCUUCCCUCCCUCCCUGAGCUCUCUCUCCCCUUACCCAAAGUCCUUGUCCCCUUCUUGUCUUUUUACCUUUUCUACCCCCCCCUUCCUGUCUCCCAUGCUCCCAGAUUCAAGAAGUGUCGCUUUACUUAUCUUUGUUGCACUAUUUCUCUCUUUCUCUGAAUAUCAGUCUGUUGAUCUCUGUCUUUCUCUCUUUCCUCUUCCCUUUCUCUGUCACCUUACUUCCCCCCCACUCCCCCACACUAGUCUCAGGUUGUUACGUUGUCUUCAAAUGUUAAAACACUUGUAUCUGUCCCUUCAUACACUCCCUCUCUCCACCCACCCCCUCAUCCUCCUCUUCCAUGUCAAGUGUGUGUGUUGCUAUCGGGCAAUCAGAAAGACCUUAUAAACACACAAGUGCACUCCCCCUUGAGACAAAUGCAUGACAGAAAUCGGUCUUUGUAACAAGACAUCAGUGUCCAGUAACCGUCUGCUUCACGCAGAGUCUGCACUGAGAAGCAGCUCACAAUGGGAAGCUCGCGUCCCAGUUUCACCUCCAUAGGGCUCAUACAAAGCAGUUAAAAUGGGAAAGUGAAUGGCUGGCACACAGUAUGGCUCAUAUAGGUUAAUUUAAGGACAGGGUUUCGAGGGAAUCAUUUUCUCAGCUUUUGCUGCCUCAUUUAUCAGCUCUUCCACACACUUACCUACUCCAAACAUAAAUGUGGGAGGUGAAUUUCAUUAUUCACACUGACACAAGAAUCAUCAGUAACCCUUUAUUUUCUUUAACCAAAGACGACGACUUUGCUUUGUUUUGUCUCUUUGAUUUUUUUGUUGACAGAGGCUGUUUAAAGCAGCAAACUCAAACAUCACUGUGAAGGCCCAGAGAGACUGUGUGGAGAUAUAGUGACUGCUCACAGGGGAUAGAACAGCAGAACCACUGGAGAGAACAACAGUUGUGUACCAAGGUUCUUUUUCUUCCAUCAUCAUCUCACAAAAGAGAGAAAAAAACCUCUCAGAUGUAAAGGGACCUAUCAGAUCGUAGCGGGGAAAAGAUUUAUUUGUACCAUAGACUGAUGUGUCCUGACCGUGUGUGUACCAUGUCUCUGUGUAGAGAAGUUUAUGCUCUGACAGAGGACCUUGAAUUAAACUCAGUUUAAUCAGAGCUAAACUCUGUCCAGACAGGAUGCUGUUGGUCAGUGGUGCAAAUGUGUGUUUCCCAGUUGAACUGUGAGCCUUGAUACUGCUGUUCCUACAGCUCAGACUGGCAAUAACAUAGUGCUGUGGCUCCAGUGUCGGCAGCUCGCUGAGUGUCAGCUCAGCUUGUUUUCAUGUUGUGCAGGAGAGAUGCUAACAGUUACUAUAAAUGUCUCACACUAGAGCUACUGAGCAGCCUCAGCAGCAGGUUUGGAAAUGACCCCAAGUCUAUUUUAAACCACACAUUCUAAGCCUCCAUGUGCUUUCCAUAGGGCAUGCUAGUCCUACAUUCAAGUGUGCAGUGUUCCCCCUCUUGUAGGUCUUUGUUUGAGCUCUACUGGCCUCUGAGAAAAACCAUGAUCACACAGUGCUAUCUAUGUGACUUGUGCUGGUGAGCAGGCAGUGGAUAGAUGCUUUAUCAGACCCUUUUCUCUCAAUGCUGCUGCUGCUGCUGCUCAAAACAAGGUUGAUGAGUUUGGUUGGAAAGACUAAAGACUAAACACAUUAUGCUAAAAGAGGUUUUUGAAAGACUUAGCUGUGUUGAGUAAUAAGCAGAGUAAUAAUGCUAAUUCACUGUCAGUGUUGAAAAAAUAACUGUUGCCGUUUAAGGUAAGGGAAGGUUUGUUCAAAACCUAAAUACAGCGUUUUUAAACAAACCUUUCCUUCCUGUCGGCAGCGAGUUAAACAUUUGGAGCCUUCUCUACAGUGUGUCUCCUUUCCUUUACCCAGAUAAAGAUGGCAACUGGACAUGAAGGGAGCUUUUCAUUUUCAGUCCUCAGCUGUCUAUGGUGCCAUAUCUUCUAUAUAUUUAGCUAAUUCCAUAAAAAUAACAAGGCACAGAGGGAGCUCUGACACAUGUUUGUACCAUUUACAGAAUGUGAUACUGUGGAAGACAGAUGUUUGCUACAUGUUAGGUUGUCCACCUUUCCAAUAUACAGUACUGUUUAUUGGACAGGUGAAUUAGUGUAAUCCCCACUGAUACAGUGUGUCAUUUAAUGCUAAGAGCCAGAAAAAUGAAAAAGUAUUCUGUGUAUUUGAGGUGUUAUUAGUGAAAUAUAGAUUGUGUGAUUGAUAUGUAGGGGGAGUCACAGAGUACCUGAGACAAUGAUACCUGCUGCUGCCCCCCCACCCUCAGCCUCACCACCUCAUCUGUCCUCGUCUCCUCUCCAUCACUCUCCUCCUCUCCAUCAGUCUCCUCCUCUCCAUCAGUCUCCUCCUCUCCAUCACUCUCCCCCUCUCCAUCAGUCUCCUCCUCUCCAUCAGUCUCCUCCUCUCCAUCACUCUCCCCCUCCCCACACCUGCUUGUUGAACAUGAACUGAUGCUUGACAAUGAUUAUCAGAAGAAAAAUGUGUUAUUUCUACAAAUUCAAACAAAACAUGUGUUUUGUAUAGUUUAAUGGAGAGAAAAUGUAAAGGUUGGCGUUCAGUUCUGUGUCAAUUGAAUCAACUCAAAUAAUAUCCCCUGGAACUGCAAUCUAGGUAACGGAUGAGUGAUCAUUGAAUGACAUUUUAGAAGAAGAUACCACCUGUCUAAAGUCUAUUACACUUCUGAAUGACCAUCAAACUAAUCAUGUUUGAUAUGUUUUACAUCUCGUCUCAGCUGUAUUAUCCCAUACACACUGGUUGCUGCAACAGUUUCUGAAUAUAACACUUUCCUUCUGUUUGAAUAAGACAAGUUUUAUGUUGAAGUGAUUGAAUUGAAUCUAAAUUUGCCCCAGCCUCUAAAAUACUGUACUGCUAUUAACACUUCUAUUAACACUAGUGCUUUUAUGUCUACAAAAGCAGAAGAAGGGAAUCAUUGAAGGGAGCUGGAACUGAGUGCUAAAAUGAGCUGGUAAAGAGAAUUGAACGGCAGUAUUGCCACAAUAGUUAUUGGCUUAUUGGCAACACAUCGUCUAUCAGCAAGUACAUUUUUCCAUCAGGACAAUGUAGGUCAGAGAUUGUUUACCAGAGAAUUUAGAUUCUUUUGUCAGAAACAACUUUAAACUGCUGGAGUACUUAAGAUGUCCCAGCUGCAGUAUCACCAGUGGUGGAACAGUGAGACGCUCAUGAAAGUGUCUUUUCUGUGACUAAAGUUAAUAAGAGUCUGCUUGUGUUCCAGUUUAUUGACCAUAUCCACAGAUCAGUUUAUAAUAAUUGAUACAAAACCUCAGUGUGCUCAUAGAUAUUUCUUUUAAUGUCCCAGUGAAACAGAUGUCAGAGCUGUGUAAGUCCCCAUAUUUAUGUCUGAUAAAAACAUGACGCAUGGCUCCACUUUAUGUCUCUUCAUAUUCAGAGCUUCACUUGAGUGUUUGCUGUGAAAAAUGAAAGCUUUAGUUUGAAGAGGACAGUGGACGUUUCCUACAGAUCACUAAACAAGAUGGUACUAUAAAAGCCUUCAUGUGGCAGAUGUUUAGAUUUCCUUGUGGAUCACUGAUAAACUAGCUGCACUCACACAGUGUUGUAGCAGAAAGGCUGUGACACAAGGGUGGAUGUUUGGGCCAAUCCGCCACCUGCUGAUCAACGCAUGUUGUGUUCACACCAAACGCGAUGCUAUGCUUUCACAAAAUGAGAUUACAUGACAAGACCCAAAUAGAUGACAAUUUCAAAUCACUUGGGACGGGCAACACAAAGAGGCAAAAUUCAUGCGAUUCUCUUCAAGGCCUGGGCACGCGUACACAAAUGUUCAAUUCCAAUCAGCGAAUUAAACAUAAAACAUUUGUUUCCUGUGGCAAGGCAAAUUGCAGUUUGGGUUCACAGGGGCUUAUACUUUGUUAUAUGUGACCGUGCCCUGGAGAUAAAAUACUUAAAUUUGAACAAAAAUUUGUGUGACGCGGUGUUGCAAAUGCCAAUCGGCAUUGAGAAUGAAAGCUCAACAGGUCAUCAAAAUGGCCACUGGUCAGCCUCAGGGUAGCGCUGGAAACAGCAGUCAUCCAGACAUCUACUGGUGGAGAUAGUUGCCGAUCUGUGUGCGCCUCCUGGUGGUCGUGUGGUUCCACACAUGAUGGUGCUGGCUUCUCCAGUCGUUCUCGUCUCCUUUUUCUCCCAGAACAGGAGAAUGUUCAAGGGUUGUGUUUACCUGCAUUGCUCGAGUGAGUAGUGCUUGUAAACACAGGUGAUGCUGCAGCCAAACUUGCGCCAGUAAUACAAGGUGAAAAAUUGCCUGGCGUUUUGUGAGAACACAGCAUAAGGUGAAGGAGUCUUAUUGCCUCCGAAUAAUUGUAGUUUAUUCACAAACCAGUCUUUAUAACAGAUUAAUGAGCUGUAACUAAAGCACUAUUUAUGGUUAAUAAUAAUACUAAUGCUUCAUAAAUGACUUUGUUAUGAAACCUUAUAAGUUAGAGGUUAUAAAAUAAAAACAACAAAAAUCUCUGCUGACAGUUUCAGCUCUUCAUGAAGCCAUCACUCAGUUAUAUGUGAAGGUCUGCAGACUCCUUUCAGACUUGACAUUUAUUAAAUCAGGUUGCACCAUUAAAACUUACGGAGUCAUUGUCUUAACAAGGAGAAACUUUAGCCAUGUGUGCAAAGAGCACUGUCCAAUCAAGAGCGGUAAUUUGUGUAAACAGGAAGUCACUGAAGCAUUGAGCGCUAUGUCCUGGAUCCAAACAUUAAAAUUCAACUUGAACUGUCUUUGUUGUAUUCCUGUCUGCACACAUGGUGACAACUGAGUGUUUCAGAGUUCCCAGUGAUAAUGCAGAUUAGAAAGAUCUAUUUAACAUAGUAUAAUAUAAUAUUUAGUAAAUUGACGUAUAUUACAGUACAUUGUAUUAGUAAAAUGUGAUUUCAAAUCUUCUCAGAUCAUAUCAGAAUUGAAUUGUCUGGUCAAACUGGUGAAACUGCCCAUAUUUUGGCCGAUAACAUUUAAUUCUGGGCUCCAUUAGAAUAGAUUUACAUGUUGUAAUGUACAAAAUACACAUUCAUUGUCUCAUACUGUCAACUACUGCAGCAACUGUCCAAAAUGUCUGUUUUAAUUAUUGGUCCUCCUCCCAAAAAGCCCAGUCUUCUGUGGUUGGUCUGUUGGCCCACUGUUGAUUGGUCAGUUGCUUAGAACACGUUGGAAAUUGAACAGCCCCUAUGCUCUUACUCAGAGGCUUGCUGAUCAGCUCUAUCUAACCCCAAAUAAUUGGUAAAUGAUUGGUUAACCAUUAAUAAGCCAUUAGAUACCAGGUAUAAACAGCCUUACUAGACUUUGUUCACCAACAAUACACAAACAAACAUGAGAUCUAUCAGCAGGUCCGACAGAUAAUCUGGCAGCAUAGUGCAUGUGAAUGUGCAUGCACCACCUGAAGCCCCCACCUCCCCACAGUGAAGACACUUGUGUGUUUAUCUGCUCACAGGAAACUAUGUGCAUGAAGAAUAUAAGACCUGUUGAUGUCCUGUUACUGGACCACUACUCACAUCAUUUUCUUUACUUCUGCUUCCUCGGUUUUAUUCCAGUCUUACCGUGUACUCACCACACAGACACACACACAUAACAGCACUGUCCCAGCUGGCUACAUUGGGCUUUGCAUCUGCACAACAAGACGACUCCGCUCCAUAUGAAGAUACUGAAAUACUCUGAGCAUGACGAGCUCUUCAUGUCCGUCUUUAAGAGCUGAAUGAUGUAGUGGGUUUGUACUGUGUGUCCCACAGAGACGCUGACAGUCAUAAUAGUAUUACAGUGUUUUAGAAGAAGCACAAGGGAGAUGUUCUAUUAUAGCCUAGUAUUAAUAUUAUCCAGAGGGAAAUAACAUUGAGAUGGGUGUAUCUGUUCCGAUACUGAGGAAUUAUAUGAUGAUUAUGAUGACUGUAGAUUGUUAAAGAGCCUUUUUGUUUUUUGUUCUCAUUUUUUGGGGGUUGUGAAUAAUUAAACUGAAAUUGAUCUAA